Peromyscus leucopus (white-footed mouse) is the source of this 7963-nucleotide messenger RNA. It is a transcript of the gene Hspa4l, whose product is annotated as heat shock protein family A (Hsp70) member 4 like. Gene Ontology annotation, molecular function: ATP binding; ATP-dependent protein folding chaperone. The record is from RefSeq and is a predicted model, not a curated record. Gene Ontology annotation, biological process: protein folding. Gene Ontology annotation, cellular component: nucleus; cytosol. The transcript has 19 exons. Lineage: Eukaryota; Metazoa; Chordata; Mammalia; Rodentia; Cricetidae. Bases 209 to 2728 code for a protein of 839 amino acids.
CCGCAGUGGCGACGAGGCGGCGGGCCGGGGCGGAGGCGGCGCGGUGCGGCGCAGGCGGGCGGCUCCACCUCCGCAGUUCCGACGCCCUGCCCUAGAUUGAUUUGCUGACGGAGAGUGGGUCCUCUCCUCUGCUUCUCGCAGGAGUCGCAGUGCCCGCAGCAGCGGCCCGCAGCGGGACGCGGUCCCCGCAGCCCGGCGCGUAGGCGGGAUGUCGGUGGUGGGCAUCGACCUCGGCUUCCUCAACUGCUACAUCGCGGUGGCGAGGAGCGGCGGCAUCGAGACCAUCGCCAACGAGUACAGCGACAGGUGCACGCCGGCCUGUAUAUCUUUGGGAUCCAGAACUCGAGCCAUUGGAAAUGCAGCCAAGAGCCAGAUAGUCACAAAUGUAAGAAAUACAAUUCAUGGCUUCAAAAAGCUUCAUGGGCGAUCAUUUGAUGACCCCAUUGUGCAAACCGAGAGAGUCAAGCUUCCCUAUGAGCUGCAGAAGAUGCCCAAUGGAAGUGCAGGAGUUAAGGUUCGGUACCUGGAGGAAGAGAGGCCCUUUGCCAUUGAGCAAGUCACUGGGAUGUUGUUGGCUAAGCUUAAAGAGACCUCAGAAAAUGCCCUGAAGAAGCCAGUGGCCGACUGUGUGAUCUCGAUCCCGAGCUUUUUCACCGAUGCAGAGCGACGGUCCGUGAUGGCGGCAGCUCAGGUUGCAGGCCUGAACUGUCUGAGGCUGAUGAACGAAACCACUGCAGUUGCACUGGCAUAUGGAAUUUAUAAACAGGAUCUUCCCUCAUUAGAUGAGAAACCAAGGAAUGUUGUGUUUAUCGACAUGGGACAUUCUGCCUAUCAGGUCUCCAUUUGUGCUUUUAACAAAGGAAAACUUAAAGUGUUGGCUACUACCUUUGACCCAUAUCUGGGUGGCAGGAACUUUGAUGAGGCUUUAGUGGACUACUUCUGUGAUGAAUUCAAGACCAAAUAUAAGAUAAAUGUCAAGGAGAACUCUCGGGCCUUGUUGCGGCUGUAUCAGGAGUGCGAGAAACUGAAGAAGCUGAUGAGUGCAAAUGCAUCAGAUCUUCCCUUGAACAUCGAGUGUUUCAUGAAUGACCUUGAUGUUUCUAGUAAGAUGAACAGGGCUCAGUUUGAACAGUUGUGUGCUUCGCUCUUGGCCAGGGUUGAACCACCUUUAAAAGCAGUAAUGGACCAAGCUAACUUACAUCGUGAAGACAUAAACAGCAUAGAAAUUGUAGGAGGGGCCACUCGGAUUCCUGCAGUCAAGGAGCAGGUCACUAGAUUCUUUCUGAAAGACAUCAGUACCACCCUCAAUGCUGAUGAAGCCGUCGCCAGAGGGUGUGCAUUGCAGUGUGCGAUUCUGUCACCAGCAUUUAAAGUGCGUGAAUUUUCGAUAACAGACCUUGUUCCCUACUCAAUCACAUUAAGGUGGAAGACUUCUUUUGAAGAAGGGACUGGGGAAUGUGAAGUCUUCUCUAAGAACCAUCCUGCCCCAUUCUCAAAGGUCAUAACUUUCCACAAGAAGGAACCAUUUGAACUAGAAGCAUUUUAUACUAAUUUGCAUGAAGUGCCUUAUCCUGAUCCAAGAAUUGGGAACUUCACUAUUCAGAAUGUCUUCCCACAGUCUGAUGGUGAUAGUUCUAAAGUAAAAGUUAAAGUCCGUAUUAACAUCCAUGGAAUCUUCAGUGUGGCCAGUGCAUCAGUGAUUGAGAAGCAGAAUCUGGAAGGUGAUCACAGUGACGCUGCUAUGGAGACAGAAGUCUCAUCCAAGAAUGAAAGCAAAGAUGACAUGGACAAAAUGCAAGUUGACCAAGAAGAAGGAGGUCAUCAAAAAGGUCAUGCUGAGCACACCCCGGAAGAGGAGAUUGACCACACGGGGGCCAAAGCGAAGUCACCUCCUUCAGACAAGCAAGACCGCAUAAAUCAGACUAUUAAAAAAGGGAAAGUCAAGAGUAUUGAUCUACCCAUCCAGAGUAGCCUGUACAGACAACUGACCCAAGAUCUUCUCAAUAGCUACAUUGAAAAUGAGGGGAAGAUGAUAAUGCAGGAUAAGUUAGAGAAAGAAAGAAAUGAUGCUAAAAAUGCCGUUGAAGAAUACGUCUAUGAUUUCAGAGACAAACUGGGCACUGUCUAUGAAAAGUUCAUCACUCCAGAAGACAUGAAUAAACUAUCUGCAUUAUUGGAAGACACAGAAAAUUGGCUUUAUGAAGAAGGAGAGGACCAACCUAAACAAAUUUAUGUGGAUAAGCUUCAGGAGCUAAAGAAAUAUGGCCAGCCCAUUCAAAUGAAGUAUGUGGAGCAUGAAGAGAGGCCCAAAGCUUUAAACGACUUGGGCAAAAAGAUUCAGCUUGUCCUGAAAGUGAUAGAAGCACACAGAAACAAGGAUGAAAGGUAUGAUCAUUUGGAUCCUGCUGAAAUGGAAAAAGCUGAAAAGUACAUCAGUGACUCCAUGAAUUGGUUGAACAGUAAGAUGAAUGCACAGAACAAAUUAAGUCUUACUCAAGAUCCUGUGGUAAAAGUAUCUGAAAUAGUUGCAAAGUCAAAGGAACUGGAUAAUUUCUGUAACCCCAUCGUUUAUAAGCCCAAACCAAAAGUAGAAGUUCCUGAAGACAAAGCAAAAGCUAACAGUGAACACAAUGGACCAAUGGAUGGACAGAGUGGUACAGAGACCAACCCAGAUCCAGCAAAAGGCAGCUCACAGCACACUGAGUCUGGAGAGAUGGACGUGGACUAAGUUCAUGUACUUCCAACAGUGGGAUAACUACAGGGUCCAUUCACCCUUUACACCCGGUACACACAACAUAUGUUCAGUUGUUCUUAACUACUUUUGUCAUUUGUUUUUUGGAGUAGUUUUGAAAAGUGUCUGUAUUGAGUGCACUGUUGAUGCCCAUUGCUGCUGUGAAGCUUUAGCUGAAUAUAGAUGUACAAAUGAGUUUGAGCUCUUCUCACAUACUUUGUGUCAGUAUGCAGGACUGCUAUGUAGUCGGAAUCCAUCUCCCUUAGUCACAGCUUGUACUUGCAUAGCCCUCAGCUCCUCUAUGCAGGAAGGGAUACUGCAUUGCUCUUUGGUUGCAGAGACAGGGGGUUGAAUACAUUGUUAUUGUGAAAAAAAUUGAAUUUCAUGUGGUUUAGAGCCACCAGCACUGACCUUUUCCUAGUUUCCAUAUUGUUAUCAUUUAAAUAUUAAAACAAAUGAGAGGUUCUGACAUACUAGUCCAUCUCACUGGCGCGCCUCAAGAACUCCAGUCUUGUUAUCACAUAAAUGAACUUAAUGAGUCAGAAACAGUGCACAGUUUGACAUUCAGAUGACACCAGCAUUUGCUGCUUUUGUUAGUAGAAUGGAUUGAUGUUUUCUCAGAGUAACUUUUCACUUGAAACUGUUGAUUUACUUGUCCUAAAGACCAGCUGCUGCUACACCAACUCUAACCCUAUACCUUCAUGUUUUGGGGAAGCACUGUUGACCUGUUCAGAUGUGCACCUGGGUUGCUGACAGGCUUAGUUUUUAUAGUUGUGUUGGUUUUCUUAAUUGAUUUGUGUUAAUAAUACCUUAAUCUGGGGUAGGGAGAAAUUGCACACUGCAUUGCAUUAUAUAUACCUAUCACUGAUUUAAUGUUCCAAUGUAGAUAGGCACUAUUAAAUAAGCAGUACCUUACAAUAAAAAGGAAAAGGAGUACCUGUACAAUAAGUCUUAGAAAAUGAUGCUUGUAAUAAACAUAACUGUGUUACAUCAGUAGGUAAAAUACAUAAUGUUACAUAGUGUAAUAUGAUAUGAUGUGAUUAAAUUAUAGUUCCUGCUGUUAAAUUGCCUUUUGAAACUUGGCUCCAGGUUUGGUGCUUCUUAAAUGGGAAAAGGCACAGUGUACUUCAGCUAUAUUAAGGACCUGGUCUGUGGUUUAUCACUAGACUUGUUCACACCAUUCAGUUCUAUCCUGAGGCUUGGAACUGUUUAUUUAACCACGAGGAGGGCUAGAGUGAUGUUUCAAUCUUCAAGGGAAAAAUGCAAGAAAAAUGCAUAGACCUUUGUGUUCCUAAUGCCAGUUAACUGAAGGAUAACUUCAGUUAUAAUUUUCAAAGGCUCUUUUCCCAAAGCUAAAUCUUUAUAUUAAACACAAUACUGACUUUUCUUAAGUAGUUAAAGACUGAGAGUAUACUAUCUUCAAGGAUAGUCAUUUCUCAAAUGAGUUCUCUAAUAGAGAUUUUGUUCCUACAAUGUAGUUUGCACUGAAAGGAGAGUGUAGGAGGGUGGGUGGUCAUUUUGCAGGAAUUUUUAUUCAGCUUUUGGGGGGGAUAUCAUCCCUUUUUAUUAAGAAAACCAUAUAGUCACAACAUAUUUUAAAUGUCUAUAUAUUUUAUUAAAGUGAAAUAAUUAGAUCCAAUAAAUGAAGAAAUACAUUUUUAAGGAGCUAUCAGUUACUUUUCAUUUGUAUGGUGAAUAUAUCCAUAGGUCCAUUUUAAAUAAAUCAUGGUUGCGAAGGGAUAUGUGACUACACAGAGAUCUUAGAGCUGCUUCUCAGUUAAUACGCACACUCACUCAGCAAGGAGCUGUCCCUCAGAAACAUGUUGGGAGUGGCAGAGACGGCUCUCCCUGCACCUUAGUGUCCAGCAGGGCCCCACAUUUUCCAUCUUGCUCUUCAGUCACUUUUCAGUAGUUUAGUCUUUUAGUCAGAUAAAACACAUUUUUGUAAUUAUAUCAUGUCUCAUUUAAUAAGUUAAAUACAUCCAAAUAAAAUCUGUAUACUUUUCUAACUAAUUUGAUAUGAAUGUUAAAAAAAUAAAAACAAAACCCUAUGCUAUUUAUGGAAUUUAAAGGAAGGAAAAUACAUUCUCCUUAGUUUUGAAUAGACAGUAUGAUUCAACUCAUCUGUAAUAUAUAUAUUGAAUUAGGUAAUCCUAGAUCAAGAGUUUUCCAAACAAAAAGGUGCAGUUUUAAAGAAUAAAUAGCAAAGCAAUGUUACCAUUCAUCAAACUAUUAAAAAAAGAGUAGGAACUAAAAGUUUCUUAGUAUGGUUUAAUUCUCAAAGUACAAGUUACCUUCCUUUAAGAAACCAACCCUUAAGUCAGGCAGUGGUGGUGCAUGCCUUUAGUCCCAACAGAAGCAGGUGGAUCUCUGAGGACAGCCUGGUCUACAAAGCAACUUCCAGGACAGCCAGAGCCACACUGAGCCACACAGAGAAACCCUGUGUAAUCCCCAUCCCCCACAAAAGAAAUCAACCCUUAAUAACCAAUUAUACUGUGUUUAUACAAAGACUGUUAAAUGAUACAAAAUAAGAAGCACGUGCAAGGCAAGUUGCAAGCACCCAGGAGUGCUUUGUCUUCAGGAGUCUGAACUCAUGGCCAGGCUGGGCUACACUGACAUCCUACCUCAGAAAACAAAUUUGCUUUGAUUCUUUAGCAAUGUACAGAAUCCUCAAACUCUAAAAAGGUAGAAACAUUAUAUCAAAUUGCUCAGAUACUGGAAUAACAGGUGUCAAUUUUAAAACACUAACCAGGUAUUUGUUGUGAAUGAAUGAACUUUAUUGGGUGGGGGAGGGCAAGUUUUAGUGUGUUUGUGAGUAUUUCCUAACCAGACAUCUUUAAACUGUGGAGCUCAAUAAGCAGUUUAAAGACAGUAUUAAGCCAGUCAUGGUGGCAAAGGCCUUUUAUCCUAGCACUCCUGAGACAGAUACAGACUGACCUCUGAGUUCAGGCCAGCCAGGUCUAUAGAGUGAGCUCGACUAGACUUUGUAAUUGGACUUAGCCAAUGCUACAUAGUGAGAUCCUAUCACAAAACAAACAAAACAAAAACAAAAACCAAUUAGCACCCCUGUGGCUUGUGAGAAAUCCACCUGAAAAAGUGAGAGACCUUGACAGAGUGACUAGGUCAGUGUGACCUAAAAUACGUAAAGCCAUUGUUCAUUUCUUACGCAUUUGAAAUGUAAUGGUGACCCUUGAAACAAUUCCAGAAGGAAUUCCCAUGUGGUUUUGAUAGCCAGAGGUUGGUAACUCUGACAAAUUAAGUCCUUUGUACUAACUUUAUGUAAGGGCUCUUGGGUAGAGGGACUCACUAACAUUCUUUGCCUUUUAAUUCUCUUAAUCCUUCUCAAACUGUUCCACUCCCUGGUGACUAAGCAUUCAAAUAUAUGAGCCUAUGGGGGCCAUUAUCAUUCAAACAAUCAAACAUGGCUAAAUUCUUACUUAUUUUAAAGAGUAAAGGGGCAUCUAGAAUAUUAAAAAUGUUGAAAAUCAAACUGUUUCAAAGGAAAGUUGAAAACUGAAAUCUCCGUAGAAAUGGUCAGCAUUUUACAGCUGCAUAAGGCUUCCUUGACUUCUGGAUCCUUAAGGAUACAUCUAGCAUAUUAUUAGAGGAAAUAGUAACAGAAAAGGCAUAUUCAUCAAAAUACAUUGAAACCAAGAGCUUUCAAUUCAAGGAGUCAAAGAUAGUAACUAAAACAUGACCAUCUAUCUGAUGUACGAUGUAAUCAAAUCCAUGCUAAUGAAAAUAACAUGGACCCUUGUUUGGAGUAUGAAGUGUUAUCACCUGAGUCACAGGAUGAUUAAAGAAACAUAUUAAGACCUUAAAAUGUACUUAUCCUAUAAAGAGACAGUGAGAUACAACAUGUUUUAGAUUGUAUUAUAGCACAUAAAUAACAUGUUCACAAUCAAAGGUAUGUAAAACGUCAUUUAAAUGGCCAGUGUUUUCAAAUACAGUGCUCUUUUAAAAUCUUGAUUUUCCUUUAAUUCCUCUCUUUCAUGAUAUUGAAAGAGUGCAUCUUGUCACUCUGAUGAUUAAUUAGCAAUUUAGAUAGGUUUAGGAGCUUCUCUCCACUUAUUUUUGAGACUAGAUCUAGAUAUGUAGUUCAGGCUGGCCUCCUUGUGAUCCUCAUGCCUCAGCCUUCAGUGCUGGAAUUAGAGGUGUGUGCCACCAUGACCAGCCCUUUGUUUCCUUUUUAGUACUAAGUCUUACAUUUAGGAUUUGGGGCUCUUAAUUCAUAUGAAAUAAACCAGAUUAUACAUUUCCAUAUUCAACAUCUCCAAUUUUAAUAAUCUUAAGUUUUAAUAGUACCAUUGAGUAGAUUCUCCAUCUUUUGGGCAUUAAGUAAUUUGAAGUAGUUCUGGACCAAAAGAAGUCAAUUUGUACAUGUUAUCUGUUAAGUAUGACAAAAUAACAAAGGCCAUCAGAAAGUUAAAGAGCAGACACCUUUGAUUUCAUGAUGCUUUCUGAUUAAAAAUAAGCAUUGUACAUUUUUAGUUUCCUAAGUUUGUUCCUUCUGACAAAUUAAGUGAAAAUACUUUUAAAAUUAUGUCAGCAUGCUUAGAAUGUAGAUGUUAAAAAACAAUUUAAAAUGAAAAACUAGGUAAAAGAAGCUUUACAGUGUACAUUUUUCUCUAAAAUAAACUUUUGUGGCUUAGUGUCUUGGAAGAAGUGUCCUAACACCAAGUGGUCACCUCUUAGAUUUGGCAGAAAGAAGCCACUGUUACUUAAUAUCACACUACACAGAAACAGUUUUUAAAGGAAUCUAUACUAAAUUGUUCAUUUCUAGUAAAAUGGUAUUCCAGUCAUCUUCACAACCAUUAUAACUAUGUACAAAGUGACUCUGCUCCAGUCAUUCAUUCCUAUAAAAUAACUUUUGACAGUUUCUUAGUAAUUCUUCUUAGUUUUCGUCCUUUUAGAACUGUACAUUUGAUUUCUCAAUUCUGUUUGCCAUGCAGAAAACUGUAAUCAAAUGUGACAAAUCUAUAAAAAUAAUUUUGUUUGGCAUAAUAGACCAUUACAUUUAAUGAACAGACAUAAGAAUGGCUUUCAAUGUUAACUGAUAAUAUUCUACAAAUAUUGUUUUGUAAUAUGACUUUGGUUCACAAAUAUAUCCACAAAAUGUUUGCAUAUGGAAUGAUCAAAGCAUAUAAAAUAUUUCCUAUGUAUGUAAUUUGCAUCUUCAUACUAGGGAACAAAUAACAAUUGAUAAUAAAUGCAGUUCAUUUUUGGAUGUCA